Colletotrichum spaethianum is the source of this 528-nucleotide messenger RNA. RefSeq lists its product as uncharacterized. NCBI's taxonomy places the organism in Eukaryota, Fungi, Ascomycota, Sordariomycetes, Glomerellales, Glomerellaceae. The transcript is spliced from 3 exons. Bases 1 to 528 code for a protein of 175 amino acids. The record is from RefSeq and is a predicted model, not a curated record.
AUGAAGACUUCCCAGGUUCUCGCCAUCUUCGGCUUCACGAGCCUCAUUAUGGCUCAGAGCGAAAGCCUUGCUCCUUCACCCACCGAAAGCAUCGGAUGUGCUAACCUCCCUAUACGGCACUGCGAGGCAGCUCGUGCUACUACAGCAGCUGCUGUAUCUUCUGGUACUACCCUGAGCACUGCAGUUGCCGCUAUCACUACCGCCACUGUCACUGAUGAUCACGACCACGACCACGACGACGAAGAUGACCACGACCACUCUGCGGGCACGGCUAGCCUUGCUCCUUCGCCCACUGAGAGCGUAAACUGCCUUCCUCAUGGAGACCAUUGGCACUGCGAGGGCCCGGCCACCGCCGUCUCGGGAUCAGUCACCACCACCGUUGCGGUCACCACCACCGCUCCGGCCUCCACUGACGCCGCUGCCACCACCGCCAGCGGCGAUGCUGCGACCACUUCUGCCGUUCCCGCUGGUGCUGCCCGUGCUGGCUUCGGCGCUGCUGCCAUCGCUGCCGCUCUCAUGGCCUUCUAA